This is a messenger RNA of Nilaparvata lugens (brown planthopper), 1975 nucleotides long. Its product is annotated as cellular tumor antigen p53. The record is from RefSeq and is a predicted model, not a curated record. Gene Ontology annotation, molecular function: DNA-binding transcription factor activity, RNA polymerase II-specific; RNA polymerase II cis-regulatory region sequence-specific DNA binding. The coding region runs from base 190 to 1266 and encodes 358 amino acids. The transcript is spliced from 6 exons. Gene Ontology annotation, biological process: regulation of transcription by RNA polymerase II; apoptotic process. Lineage: Eukaryota; Metazoa; Arthropoda; Insecta; Hemiptera; Delphacidae. Gene Ontology annotation, cellular component: nucleus.
CUUUCGUUGAACUCGUCCGAGAUGUGGAAUAUGAACAUUGAGGACACCAUUUAUUGCAAGCAAGUGAGUUCUGUUGAAACUUCAAUUAAUCAGUGCUAAUUAUUACUGAAAUUAAUCACUUAACCACUGUUCACUUCGAAAUAAUUGUGAAAAUUUGAGAGUGAAGUGUUUGUAUUUGAAAUCAGUACAAUGGCUAACAAUCAGGAAUGUACGGAUGAAAUCUGCGACUCCACGCAGGAGAACAACGCACCGAUAGAUCCGAAUAACUGUUAUGAACGACUUGUCAUCGCUGUUCCUAGCGACGUUCGCUCUCCCACGGGAAACCUGCCGUGUCUGGACACAUAUCCAGGAAUCUACGACUUUGGGGUCGAACUGGGAGGAAAUAACAGCAAGCAUGCCUGGGUGUUUUCGCCGAAGCUGGGAAAAGUCUUCAUAGAUGUGAACAAAGUGCUACUAUUCAAAUUUCGACUGAACACUCAGAACAUGAUGGGUCUCCGCGUGAGGGCGCUUCCUGUCUAUAUCAUCCCGGACCACAUCAAUAAUCCUGUCAACAGGUGCACACUUCACGCCUUCAAGUGUGAUCCGAACCACUUGGCCCACGCUCGCGAUGGCGUGUGCCUGUGCGCAGACUUCAACCUGGCUGGUCACGUGGUGACGGCGACUCACGCGAAUGCGGAGUACGAGUACAACGCGGACAGCGGUCGCCAUUCCGUGGUGGUGCCUCUGGACACGCCGCAUGCAGGCAGCGACACGACAGCUGUCGCCUACCAGUUUGGAUGCAAGACAUCCUGUCCCGGCGGCAUGUCACGGAGGCCUAUCAAUCUUGUCUUCACUCUGGAAACUGAACACGGCCAAGUAGUAGGAAGAUCAGUGCUUCCAGUGAAAGUAUGCAGUUGCCCCAAGCGAGACAAGGAGCGCGAAGAGGCUGACGCGGCCGCUUCUGCAGUCACGGCAGAUUCGGCCGGAUACGCGCUGGAGCCACGGCAGAGUGGCCACUCCAGACGGCGAGCUGCGUCGUCGCAGAACACACACUCUGCUCCCGGCAAGGCUGCGCGUACGGAACAUGCCACUCCGGUGCCAGACCAGAGCCUAGCCAUCUUGAUGAACACAGUUCAACACAUGAGUCACGUGCUGCAACGUAUCCACGAGGUGCAACUGCAACAGAGAGAGCAAUUUGAACAGAGACAGAACGAGCUUUUGGAAGCUAUUCAAGAAUUGUCUUCAAGAAUUGCCUCCAGGUCAUCCAGUUACCGGCAAAAACAGUAGUCAGACUACAGACAUUAUUCUGUGAUAUUAUCAUCCAAAAAGCUAAAACCAUUCAACUUCCUUGAGCGAGAACUUUAAUAUUUUUAGUUUUUUAUGAUAAGUCGUUUUAUUCAAGUCAAUAACUUGAACUAGUUAUUCUGUUCAAGACAAUAACUAUAUAAUAAAAUAUAUAUAGGUCUUACAGUUACCGUCAAAAACACUGUAAUAUAGUUAGGUCCACGUUAUAAUGACAGUAUUUGAUCAACUUUGGUUUUGCUAUCCUUGUCUAUCAUUCGACAAAGCCGGUGAUACUAUCCUUUUCUAGGUCCACAACGAUGCCAAUUAUGUUUUUGACAGUGUGGAAAUAUAAUUAAUUAAUGCAGAGAAUCUGCAUCGCUAUUAUUCUGCCACUGCUAUUAUAACGUGGACCUCACUAUAGUAUACAAAUAGUUCAAUGAUAGAACUAUUCCAAGCAAAAACUUUAUCAUUUUCUCAUAAUAAAUCGGUUUAUUCGAGUUAACUUGAAUGAAUAUAUAGGUCUUACAGUUACCGGUGAAAGCAGUUGUAAGAUUAUAGACGGUGAUAGUAUCCAAAUAGUUCAAUCAUUGAACUAUUUCAAGCAAUAAUUUUAUUAUUUUCAGUUUCUCAUAAUAAAUCGGUUUAUUCAAGUCAAUAAUUUGAAUACUUAUGGUUUUCCAGUUACUGGCAAAAUCAGUUGUAAGACUAUGAA